AAUGUUGAUGGCAAUGAUGAAAAUGUUGUUGUUGAUGAAAGACUCAAAGGAAUUGACCCCAAAAUGAUUGAGCUCAUCAAUAACGAGGUAAGAGUAAGAAAAUUCAAAAUUAAUUUGUUUUUCAUUGAUAUUUAUUUUAUUUUCUCUUGAAGAAUCUGGGUUUUGCUUGUUAUAGCGCCUGGUCUUAUUGGUCUUGCGAACAGAGUUUUAAUUGGGCAGUGACUGGACUGACUUUGAAUUUCAACCAUUCUAGAUAAUGGAUCAUGGUGCACUCAUCACUUGGUCAGAUAUUGCUGGCCUGGAGUUUGCCAAGAAGACCAUCAAAGAAAUUGUUGUGUGGCCGAUGUUGAGACCGUGAGUUUUUUUAAAUAUAAAUAUGGGACUUUUUAGAAUUUUUAGAGGAAGUCCUUUGUUAGACUUCAACUUUAUUAUAAUUAUACUCUAGCAAUCCUGCAAAAGGCUAGAUAAUAGUAAAUAAUAUAACCACAUAAUAUAUACCAGUGAUUCCCAAACCUUAACUGGUGGAGCCCUUUUUAGAGUUGAUUUCUUAGGCCUUCCGGAUAGUGAUCUUACAAGUUAAUUGUGUUUAGGAGUUGCCCUGUGUGGCCAUUGGAGCCCCUGAGUAGAGCACCAGUUGUGAACCACUGCAGUAUACAAUAGAGAGCAAUCUCCUACAUGUUAAAAAUAUUCCUGAACAGAGACAUCUGACUUCAUCCAAAAUUCAAAUAUAAAACAGCUAAACGACUCUGUAAAAAGGGUCUAUGCUAACUAUAAAUAAUUAUAUUUUACUGUCCCUUAGUGUCUUUGACAAUACUGCCUAACUUCAAACAUAAAUUAGUUUCUAGACAACUUCCUUUGAUGCAAACAGUUCAUGUUGAGAUUUGAAAUAGUAUAUGAGAUAAAGUAGCAGAAAGUCUGACAAUUCAUAUUAAUGUUUUCAUAUACCGGUAUUCAUUGUCAAUUUUUGUACAAUGGUUACUAGUAGGAGAGAGAAGCAUUGUAAAAAUAUUUAUAUCUUCAUUACCUGAAAAGUUUGGGUGGCUGGAAUAUCCUGGCCAGAUUACCUUUAGAUUAGAAAAUGUGCCAAAUAACAAGGAACUAGAGUAUUGCCAAAAAACAACUCACAAAGCCAUUAUAUAGUUUAGUUUUAAUUUAGCAACAAAGUAUCAUUUCUAAAUAUUUAAUGAUAUUCUUUCAGAGACAUUUUUGUUGGGCUACGAGGGCCACCCAAGGGGCUUUUGCUCUUUGGCCCACCUGGCACUGGGAAAACUCUUAUAGGUACUUACCCAUUUAUACUUUGACAGGAAUACUGAUUAAAAGAUCUAAAUACAGAUUAAAAGGUCUAUAUCCAAAUCAAAAUGCCAAGAUACAAAUCAAAUGUUUUUUUUGUUGUUUUUUUAAAUUGUUCAUGUGACACACUUCAUUUAAUUUUGUUUGUUGGAGGUGUACAUCCCAUUUUUUAAUCCCGUGCAAAAUUGCCUGCUAUCUUCCGACUUGGUUUGGGUUAUGAAGGUAAAAAUGAUUUGGAUGAUGCUCCAGAGUUUUAAGUGAAUGGCUCCCCAGAAUGGCAGAAAACUCAAUGCUGGGAUUUUGUCUUGGCUCGUUCUAGCUUGACCUGCUCAGCAUUCCUACACUAAUUCUCUUUUCUAUAGAAUUUUUGAAAAACUUGAUGAGUGGCUUGAAAUUAUUCAUUUUGUCUCAGGUAAAUGUAUUGCCAGCCAAUCCAAGUCCACCUUUUUUAGCAUCUCAGCCUCCAGUCUGACCUCCAAGUGGGUGAGUAACUUGUUACAUUCCCUGGCUUUAUCACAACCGUGUGACAUCAUGGAUGCGUAUAGUCGUGUGACACUAUGGAUGCGGAUAGUGUUUUGACUAAUCAACUUCCCCAUUAUAAGUUUUUAGUACAAUCUGGAAACUUUGUUCCAUGCUCCCUAAACUGGAUUUGUGUAGUCAUAAACUAAAAUUCUGUUUUAUAUCAAACAGGUGGGAGAAGGUGAAAAAAUGGUCCGGGCAUUGUUUGCAGUGGCACGCUGUCACCAGCCAGCCGUUGUCUUCAUUGAUGAGAUCGAUUCCCUGCUGUCACAAAGGUCAGAUUCGGAACACGAGUCGUCCAGGAGGAUCAAAACAGAAUUUUUAGUUCAACUGGUGUGUGGAAUUAUUCUUCUUCUUGCACAUUGUAAACUAUAACCAUGAGAUCAAAAUUUUACACUUGAAAUAGGGGAGACUUGCUUCAAUGCCUUAAGAGUGACUAGAACCGAUGUUCUCUUUAAAUCAGGAUACACUAUCAAUCCUGUAUUACUCUUGUUCUGAUGUAAUUUUUUCUAUUCUCAAAACUAUUAUUAUAUUCUGUAUUUUUUUUUUUUUUUCACGUUGAACUGUAGAGGAUUUUAUUAUUACUUUGAAUAAGUAAAUUUCGCAGUUCUUUGUUUUUCAUUUUCCUUUUUAAAAAAAAAUUAUCUUUAGUAAUUUUUAUAACAAAUUAAACAUAAUAGGAAAGAACUUCAUGUCUUCAAAGGGACCAGAGCUUUUGUUUUCUUAUUACAUUGAAGUGUAUUCUCAAAGUUUUUUUUUAUAAACAAAAAGGAUGGUGCAUCGACACAGUCUGAAGAUCGUCUGCUUGUGAUUGGAGCCACAAACCGGCCACAUGAGAUUGAUGAAGCGGCCAGAAGAAGGUUUGUCAAGCGUUUGCUCAUUCCACUUCCUGAACCAGUUGCCCGGCGGCAGAUUGUGACCAACCUGAUGGCCCAGCAGAAGAACAGCUUAAGUGAAACAGACAUUGAGGCUAUCGUCAAACAAACUGAUGGUGGGUCACUGAUAAAUAUGACCUUUUUUAAAAAUGUUUCUAACAUUGUUUCAAUCCUGUAAUCAGUGCUCCCUUUACUUAAUGUCAGUGUGGAAGAAAUUGUCUUUUGUUUUUUUUACCAGUAUAUAAAAGUUUUUACACCUUGAAAACUUUGAUUUUUUUUGUAGAAAGAGAUCUGCAUAAUUUAAAUGAAGGGCACUUAUCAUAGAACUGGAGAUUAGAUGCCAAAAAGAACCCAUUAACUCUACAGUUGCAGUAUGCAUUUUCAAAUGUAUCUUUUUUAGCACAUGUAUGCAUAUCUUAAAUGGAACGCAGACUUCAUAUAUUUUUAAGAUAGAAAUAAUUCAUUGCAAGUGUCGGAUCAGAACACACUUUUCUAUUCAUAAGAAUAAAAUAUUUUUUAAAAGCCUGUGAUUUUAUAUAAAAAGUCCCCCCCCCCUCCCUUUCCUCUCUUUCAUGUUGUAUAGGUUACUCAGGAGCAGACAUGACCAAUCUGUGCAGAGAAGCAGCUUUAGGACCAAUCAGGAGCAUUCCUUUUGAAGAAAUGGAGAUCAUAACUCCUGAUCAGGUGAGAGUCAAAAUGGGGAGAGACUUGUUCACUUCCAAAGUAGUUUCAUUUAAUAGAUAUAUAAUAUAUAAAGGUCAAUGGGAUUAUUGUUUGUCAAGUCAGUUUCUUUUAUUGUAACAAGUGUGUGUCUUCAUUCUUUUUAUUAUAAGCUAAAAUAUAUUUUGUUCUCUGGAUAGAUUACCAAGUUUUGCUGCUGCUUAUUCAGGUCAAGAAAUCAUUAUAAGAUGUAAUCAUGUAUACACAUUUAGUCCAAUAGUUUCUUAUAUGCUCAUACAGGUACGACCAAUCAUGUAUGAGGAUUUUGAAGCCGCCCUGUGUCAGGUGCGUGCGAGUGUGUCCAGCAAGGACCUCCAGCUGUACACUGAGUGGAACAAGACCUAUGGAAGUUUUGGACAUUGAUCAAGGGAAUAGCUGGAUCAAUAAUCAUGUUACUUGAUUACCAUUUGUUGCUUCAGCAUUUAGCUGUUGAUUUUCUGCCACAGCCGCAGUGCCUUACAACCAACGGUUUCAUGUGCCACAGCUCUAAGUUUAACACAAUACCUUAUCCACAGUCGGACGUAUAACUCGCCAUCAAAUGUCAUUUAAACAGAUGUGAAGGCUAAGCUUUGUUCACAGAUAUAAGUCCCCAAAUCCCUAAUGUUAUGUGUAUGCCAGGCUGGCUGUUGUCUCU
Molecule: messenger RNA, 4038 nt
Organism: Lymnaea stagnalis (great pond snail)
Lineage: Eukaryota; Metazoa; Mollusca; Gastropoda; Lymnaeidae
Source: the annotation of a GenBank genome assembly